AUGUCGACCUUCCACUUGUCGUUUGGUGAAGUCACGAUUACUUUAGAGGACGUUGUGACACUGAUUGGUCUAGCGAUAGACGGUGAUGCUGUCAUAGUAGACAUACCAGAUGAGGAGUGGUCGGAGAUAUGUGUGAGACUAUUAGGACAGAGAGCUGGCCGGUUCGCAUGGGGAGCAGCUGUUUUAGCCUACCUAUACCGUGAGAUGGAUCUGUUACAGAGAAGAACAUUCUUCCCCGUAUCCUCUGAUGUAACUCGGCAUGCUUGUGUUUUGGUGAGCCUCAGUCCAUUGGGCAUAUCAGGGCAACUAAGAAUAAAGCCCAUGAAGAAUGUUGCUGGGGUCUGCCAGAUUUGUGGCGACAAUAUUGGCAAGACUGUGAAUGGUGAUCCAUUUGUUGCCUGUGAUGUUUGUGGACUUCCGGUGUGUAGACUAUGCUACGAGUAUGAGAGGAAUCACGGGACUAAGGCUUACCCUCAAUGCAAAACUAGAUACAAGAGACACAAAGGUAGUCCUGCCAUUGCUGGUGACAGAGAUGAGUACGCCGCCGCCGACGCUGAUGAAAGUGCUAGUGACAUCAACUACUCUUCUGAAAAGCAGAACCAGAAACAGAAGAUGUCAGAGCACAUGCUGAGCUGGGCGCAUUGGAUGGGGAGAGGAUGCCGGGUCACCGAGUGUGGUGAAUUUUCUGCUGCAUCACCUGAGCAUGCGUCUAUGGCAUCUCCUGGUCAUGGUAAUGGAAAGCACAUCCAUACUCUGUCUUAUGCAGCAGAUGCCGAUCAAUCACCUAAUAUCAGGAGUGCUGAGCAGUCCAGGGAGUUCCCUUCCCGAGGAUUGGGCAACGUAGCAUGGAAAGAGCGAGUUGAUGGCUGGAAGAUGAAGCAGGAAAAGACUGUUGUUCCUAUGAGCAGUAGCCAAGCUCCUUCAGAAAGAGGUGUUGGAGAUAUCGAUGCUAGCACGGAUAUUCUGGUGGAUGAGUCUCUGCUCAAUGAUGAAGCCCGCCAACCUUUGUCAAGGAAGGUUUCCAUUUCAUCUUCUAAGAUUAACUCGUACAGGAUGGUCAUAGCUUUGCGGCUUAUCAUCCUCUGUAUUUUCCUGCACUACCGAAUUACAAACCCGGUGAAGAAUGCCUUUCCUUUGUGGCUAAUGUCAGUAAUAUGUGAGAUCUGGUUUGCAAUAUCUUGGAUAUUGGAUCAGUUCCCUAAAUGGACCCCUGUAAACCGUGAAACAUACCUUGACAGGCUGGCUCUUAGAUACGACCGUGAAGGAGAGCCGUCACAGUUAGCUGCUGUUGAUAUCUUUGUCAGUACAGUGGACCCCCUGAAGGAGCCUCCUCUUGUCACUGCCAAUACUGUGUUAUCCAUUCUUUCUGUUGACUACCCAGUUGACAAGGUUUCUUGCUAUGUGUCCGAUGAUGGUGCUGCGAUGCUGACAUUUGAAGCUUUAUCGGAGACUGCAGAAUUUGCAAGGAAAUGGGUACCUUUCAGCAAGAAAUACAGCAUUGAGCCACGAGCUCCAGAGUGGUACUUCGCACAGAAGAUUGAUUACUUGAAGGAUAAAGUUCAUCCUUCAUUUGUCAAGGGUCGUAGAGCAAUGAAGAUGAACUUGAGGGGUUUAGAUGGCAUUCAAGGUCCUGUAUAUGUUGGAACAGGAUGUGUUUUCAACAGAACCGCCUUGUAUGGUUAUGAACCUCCUCUGAAGCCCAAGCGCAAAAGGAAGGUUUUAUGUGCUGGAUUCGAUGACGAGAAGUCAUUGCUCAUGUCACAAAUGAGCCUCGAAAAGAGGUUCGGCCAGUCUGCUGUUUUUGUUGCCUCUACACUGAUGGAGAAUGGUGGUGUUCCUCAGUCUGCAACUCCUGAAACACUACUCAAGGAAGCCAUCCAUGUCAUUAGCUGUGGCUAUGAGGACAAGUCGGACUGGGGGAGUGAGGUAAAUGUUGCUUCUAUCUUUCCAUAUUGGUUGGAUCUAUGGCUCUGUGACGGAAGAUAUCCUUACCGGGUUCAAGAUGCAUGCCCGUGGGUGGCGAUCAAUCUAUUGCAUGCCUCACCCCCCAGCAUUCAAAGGGUCUGCACCGAUCAAUCUGUCGGAUUGUCUGAACCAAGUGCUUCGAUGGGCCUUAGGAUCGGUGGAGAUCCUGUUCAGCAGGCAUUGUCCCAUAUGAUAUGGGUACGGUGGAAGGCUGAAAGCGCUGGAGAGGCUCGCAUACGUGAACACCACGAUCUAUCCCAUCACAGCAAUACCUCUUCUCAUGUACUGUACGCUGCCAACGGUGUGUGCCUCUUCACAAACAAGUUCAUCAUCCCUCAGAUCAGCAACAUCGCGAGCAUAUGGUUCAUAUCUCUCUUCCUGUCCAUCUUCGCCACGGGGAUCCUGGAAAUGAGGUGGAGCAGGGUUGGGAUCGACGAGUGGUGGAGGAACGAGCAGUUCUGGGUCAUCGGGGGAGUCUCGUCCCAUUCUGCUGGCUUCCAUUUUCUCUCUUCUGUGGCGAGGACACUGAUCAAGUAUAACUAG
Molecule: messenger RNA, 2508 nt
Organism: Linum tenue
Lineage: Eukaryota; Viridiplantae; Streptophyta; Magnoliopsida; Malpighiales; Linaceae
Source: the annotation of a GenBank genome assembly